UUAUCACGGUCGGUUAGUCGUUUCGCGUUUAUUUUUCUGCUAUUCAUAAUCAAGUGGAAUAUCUUGAGCGUUCGAUGCGGCACCCGCAAUUGGAGAACGAUAAACGCGACGUAUAUCAGUGAUUUCCACCUCCGGUGGCAGCUCUGCUCAAAAGCCCUUCCAGAGGGUACAUUUUACAACUAGAACUACUAGCGCUCAGUUCGAUCGGAUCCUUCCCCAUUCUACAAGUUGUCGUGCCUCCUUCGUAGGCCUUUGGUUGAGAGUACAGUUUAACUGAUAUAGACAUCUAUUCCAUUGAAUCCAUCAGUAAUAGGUGCCCGGAAUCGAUCGCAGUGAAAAAGUUAUCUAAAGUGAAGAAGAAAAACACACCACUUAGCAACGCAUACUGUUCGUUGCUCCGUUCGUGUAGUGGAAGGUUUCGAGGAAGAAAAUAGCUUUUCGUUUGCGUUUGCGUUUUCGUGUUUGCGAAAACCAGCAGCAACAGAAUGUCCGGCAAGAAUAUGAUGAAUAAAUUUGUAAUACGGAAUAUAGCGCACCGCCUGGUGAACUUCACGUACUGGUGCAUGUUCUACCUGAUGCUUCUAUGCAUGCUGGAUACGGCUGGCAUAGGAGCGGACAAGAUGCCCCAAGAGGACAUUUCGGUCGUGACCGAGAUCGAUGAGCUGUCACCAAAUGGAAGCAGCGGAGCACCGACCGAAGGCAAAGGGCUGCUCUCGACCGACAUAGGGUUUGUGCACGCGUUCAUUGCGUCAUUUAUGGUAAUUAUCGUAUCGGAGCUUGGCGAUAAGACGUUCUUCAUUGCGGCCAUCAUGGCCAUGAGGCAUCCCCGAUUGACGGUGUUCGCCGGUGCGAUCACUGCCCUCGCGCUUAUGACCGUCCUGUCGGUGAUAUUCGGUUAUGCUGCAACGUACAUACCCCGCAUCUACACGUUCUACAUCUCGACCGCGCUGUUCGUCCUGUUCGGGCUCAAAAUGCUGUACGACGGGUAUCGGAUGUCAGCGACGGAAGCUGCUGAGGAGCUGGAGACGGUUCAAUCAGAUCUGAGAAAGCGCGAAGAUGAGUUAGCGCGAUCCAUGAACGGAAGUCGCAAGGAAACGGUCGAGCUCGUCCCGCUCAGCGACGUCAAGGUCACGGACGGCAAAGGACAACAGCAACAGCAGCAGCGUGCGGUCACCAUUUUGCCCCGCAGACACGGACCCACGGGUUCCAUCCACUCGCUGGCCGAUCAGGAAAAGUCUGCCGGCGCGGCUGGCGGAUCGUUACGCCUGUCCGCGUCCGCUUCCCAGCUGACUUCCGACGACAUUGGCCACCUGCCGGAUGCUUCGGCCGCUCGCAACCAAACAGGAAUCUCAACGGAUGAAUCUGUGAGUCGUGCUGAAGUUACCGAUCCGAAAUCCACGGGUACGAGUAGAACCGGACAUACGGAACCGAUGGAAUCUUCCCGUAGCAGCACCAUGCUUCUGCUGGACAGCGGUGGUGGAGGAGGUGAACAGAGGCAGCGUCUGCGACCGGCCGCCAUCAGCCACCACCCCGAGGGUGAUCCGGACAAAAUGCUCGAACGGGAAACCAGUGCCGGUGGCAGUCUCAUGGCGCAGGACGCUGAAGCGGGCAGUAGCAGUAGUAGCGGACGACGGGGGACAUCCCGAGGGCGCAACAACACUGCAUUCAAGCUGCUGCUGCGCAUUUUCAUGCAGGCGUUCACGAUGACGUUCAUGGCCGAGUGGGGUGACCGAUCCCAGCUGACCACCGUGAUCCUGAGCGCGCGCGAAAACGUCUACGGUGUGAUAGCGGGUGGCGUCAUUGGACACUCGAUCUGUACCGGUUUGGCUGUGAUCGGUGGGCGCAUGAUCGCUCAACGAAUUUCCGUCCGCAGUGUGACUCUCAUUGGUGGUGUGGUGUUCCUGCUGUUUGCCCUAAGCGCAUUGCUGUUCGGACCGGGUGAAGAAGAACCGGUGAAGGUGCCCAUCCCUUAGGCGUCAGAGCACGCGCCAGUGCUCCUCUCAUCCAUCUCUCUCACCCACACUCUUCCUGUCGGCACGAAGAAGGCUUAGGGCAAUUCAAAGCGCAUCCGGCGACACCUGAAGAACCGGAAUCGAAAUCGAAUCGAACCCCCCUCGCAAGGCAGGACAGGACGUUGGGCGCGUUGAGAUUUGUGCUAGAUAUUAUAGGCAAACGAAGAGUUCCAGUUUCGCAAAAAAAAACCACCCUUUUCCAUCGUUCUGUUUUAUUAUGUAAUGCAAGCAUGGGCGUCGCUAAUGCCGCGGAAAUUCGCCCUAAUCCAGGGAGCUAGGGACACACGCGGCACGUUUCUCACUCGCUUAUGUUUGUACAUCUGGUGGGGGCUCUUGGCGCCAUAUGUAAGAUUGUAAAGUAACAAACAAACACUGAAACUAAACGUGUAACUUUGCCUUGUUUGAUCGGAUUCCACUGCCUGUUACCGGGAUCCAAUCGACCGAUGUAGUUCAGGAAAGGUCGCACGCAGGAUGAUAUAUGUUUAUGAUG
Molecule: messenger RNA, 2502 nt
Organism: Anopheles nili
Lineage: Eukaryota; Metazoa; Arthropoda; Insecta; Diptera; Culicidae
Exons: 5
Coding region: 486-1973 (495 amino acids)
Biological process (GO): calcium ion transmembrane transport; manganese ion transmembrane transport; Golgi calcium ion transport
Cellular component (GO): Golgi apparatus
Molecular function (GO): manganese ion transmembrane transporter activity; calcium ion transmembrane transporter activity
Source: RefSeq, a predicted model, not a curated record